CUGUUUUCGUGCCACUGUAUAUCAUUUGAUGAUAUAAAAUAUCUAUAGAAAAUUUUACCAACACUUGUCAGUUCGAGUGUCCUACCCAAUUUAUAUGUGAUGAUAGGACAAGAGCGUCCUCACUGUUGCAAAUGGUCAAUUUCGACAACCAAAUGGUCCCCAUGUUCCUGAGACUGGUGCCUCUGAAAUUUAGCUUUGUCAUAAAUUAUCAAUUCACUCAUGAUGAUAACGCUGAUUUCAAAUACUGUAAGAAGAAAACUGAUAUCCCAGUCCAAAUCUGACUUUGGACAGGUGUGGCAGCUAGGUGUCUGCUAGUAUUUAUACUUGUCUAUCCUCUACAACAUUCAUUUUAUUUAUCCUAUCUGAAAUGUGCUUUCUCCACUUUAGCCCGAGUACUCUGCUGUUUGAGAGCUAGAUGGACAUUUGGACGGUGAUUGUUGAAGUGAAGUGUACAUUUCAGAAGAUUGGUGAUGUUGAUACCGUGACUCAGGAGUUUGAAGCUGAGGGUUUCAUCCAGUCAAAAUGGGAGGAACCAUUACUGGAUCACAUACAAGAAAAAAAUAUACAAUCGUUUGACGCAAACAAGUUUUGGGAUCCACAGCUUGUUAUUCUAAAUGUGAUAGGUGACUUAUAUCAAGACCACAAAUCCUACACCGUCCGACUGCAUGAGCCUGGGUAUGAUCAUGCACUCAUUAUUCAAUUCUGGAGGUUCAAGGGCAAAUUCCAGGAGUAUUUUGAACUUGAACAUUUCCCUUUUGAUGUCCAGGAUUUGACAAUCCAGCUGUCCUCGGACCGACGCACUGAGCAAAUCCACAUAAUAGAAGAUGAGCAAGAACUGAGCGCUGUGAAUAUCAACAUGUUUCUUGAUUGCCAGGAAUGGUCUAUCUAUGAGCACGUGGAACUCAUACAGGACAUAUCGACACGAGAGUUUUCUCGACACAUAGAUCACUCCGUGCUGCACAUACUGAUUCGGGUACGCAGGAAAAGUGGCUGCUACUUGUGGAAUGUUGUGUUUAUCAUGUUUAUGAUUAAAUUACUGACAUUUGCCACCUGGGGGAUUAAUCCGGAUAUUCCAGACAGAGUGAUGCUGAUUGCAACUUUGUUUUUGACAGCCGUCACCUUCAAGUUUGUUGUCAGUUCAAGUCUACCAGUUAUAUCCUACCUGACAUACCUGGAUAAGUACAUUCUGUUGUCUUUGGUAUUCCUGUUGCUGCAGUCUAUAGAGAGUGCAUCUGUGUCCGAACUGACCAAGAUAUAUGACAUGGACACGGUUGUAGAAUAUGAUUUAUAUGCCAUGGGUGGACUCCUCCUUCUACUUAUAGUCUUUCAUGUUGGCUUUGCAAUCUACAUCCAUAAAACAGCUUUGAGGAAAAGACGACUUAUGAAGAAGAAAGAUAGAUUAGCAUACGAAACAAAAGGCAAUUGCAGAAAAAAUUUAACCAGCGCGUUAACAUGGAACAAGUGCAGAAGUACAAACGACUUUGAAAACAUAUGCCACCCUCAGUUAAUAUAUGUUACCUUUGAAAUGAAAUGCUUGUUAUUGUGUAGGGAUACAGGCCUGUAGGAAUUGUACAGUUUGUGUCCUAUAAUAAUGAUAAAAAUGUCUUGUGACCCCCCGCCCCUCGAGACUAUACUCCCCUUCACAAGAGAUGGUGCUGUCACCCCCACCCCCACCCCACCCCAGAUGUCAUUCAUAGGGCCUGGGAUAAGGCGCAACCUAGGUGAGUGGAAAUUACUGGGGACGAGUAAAGUUUAAAUAAUGGGCUAGUUGAUAUGUUCCAAGAUAUUUUGUUUUGUUUUGUUUUUCACCAGUACUUUAUUUUAUUAUUUUUAAGAUUGGCAGGUCUGUAAUAAAUGUAGUAAUAAUAAAACAAUGAAUUACUGUUUGGUUUCCGAGAUAAAUCACAAAUGUUAUAUGUCUGUUGGUCAUAUGGUUUCAAUCAGUAAGGGGUAGAUGUCUAAUGUUUUUUUAUGUGAACCAGUAACUUUUCUAGGCUGCAAGUCUGGCCAAUUGAAAUAUAUGUCUUAAUUUGUGACCAUAUUGUACAUGACAAGUACAGUAUCCCAUGGGCGGAUCCAAGGGGGGGGACCAGGGGGACGCGUCCCCCCCAAAAAUUGUUCAAGUGCCCUCAAAAUGUCCAAGUGCCCUUUUUGUUUGUAGAAUUUUUUUUUUUUUAA
Molecule: messenger RNA, 2178 nt
Organism: Gigantopelta aegis
Lineage: Eukaryota; Metazoa; Mollusca; Gastropoda; Neomphalida; Peltospiridae
Product: acetylcholine-gated ion channel acc-4-like
Exons: 9
Coding region: 416-1564 (382 amino acids)
Biological process (GO): nervous system process; signal transduction; regulation of membrane potential
Cellular component (GO): synapse; membrane; neuron projection
Molecular function (GO): transmembrane signaling receptor activity; neurotransmitter receptor activity; extracellular ligand-gated monoatomic ion channel activity
Source: RefSeq, a predicted model, not a curated record